Sphenostylis stenocarpa is the source of this 309-nucleotide messenger RNA. Lineage: Eukaryota; Viridiplantae; Streptophyta; Magnoliopsida; Fabales; Fabaceae. The record is from the annotation of a GenBank genome assembly.
AUGAAACGUUACCGACAACAAAAAUCGGAACCGAAAGGAGCUUCAAUACCAAUACUAGUGCCCAACUCGCUAAAACAUGUGAAAAGAAAAAGCUCUUUUGAAAACCCGAACAAGAAGCGAAAGCGAAGUAUAGAAAAGAAGAUGAAUUUGAGCAGGGAUAGCAGCGGGAACACUGCUGGGAAUCGAGACCAAUUAAAACGACCACGUUUUGGGCAAAUCAGAAUUCAGAGAGAGAUCUUGUAUAGAGAAGAAGAAAAAUUAACAGAGAUAGAGAAGCGGAAGGAGAGAGACGUUCGGAGGGGGAAUUAG